AUGUCGACAUACGCGAAAGCGGAUCCUGUAACCGUCUCCCUCGAUGAACUCGAAAGGGGUACUGUUCCGUUCGAAAAGCUAGAGGACGCCUUCGGACCCGAAUCGUUGGGUAUUCUUGUCGUGUCGGAUCUAGAUGCGAAGUUUGCUGCGCUUCGUCUGCGACUACUAUCAUACGCUACCCACCUUGGUAAUCUUCCGGCCGCAGACCUGGCUGCGCUUGAAUGCGAGGAAGCGAAGUGGCUUGUUGGCUGGUCUUGUGGGAAAGAAAAGCUCGAUAACGGGAAAUACGAUACAUUAAAAGGCAGUUAUUAUGUUAACUGUGCAUGGUAUAAAGAUCCGAAGCUAGACGGUGCUGAAGGAGACUAUCCGCAUCUACCGGAAUAUACAAAAGGAAAUAUAUGGCCAACAGAGGAAAUACUGCCUGGUUUUAAACAGACAUUCCAAGAGCUGUGCGCCUUGAUAAUAGAUACUGCAGUACUUGUCGCCCGAGCUUGUGACCGAUAUGCAGAGAAGAAUAUCACAGAUUACAAGAAGGGUUAUCUCGAACAUAUAGUCAAGACUUCUUCUUCGAGCAAGGCUAGACUUCUCCAUUAUUUCCCUCCGCCAAGCUCUGCGACCGAAGAAAGCGAAGACGAUCUGGAUAGCUGGUGCGGAACUCAUCUCGAUCACGGCUGCCUUACUGGCUUAACAUCGGCCAUGUUCGUAGAUGAGAAGUCAAAUCUACCUUCAAUACAAAAUGGCGUCGAACUGGAGGAGCUUGCAGCUUCCCCGGACCCAGACUCGGGAUUAUAUAUUAAGAACAGAAAGGGAGAGGUUGUCAAGGUUGGAAUUCCAAGGAGUUGUUUGGCUUUCCAGACGGGCGAAGCUCUGGAGGUAAUUACACAAGGAAAAUUCAAAGCCGUGCCGCACUUCGUUAAAGGCGCCAGGGCUUCGAAAGCACCCGGAGUUGCUCGAAAUACUCUAGCCGUUUUCACCCAACCGAAUUUGUUCGACAAAGUGGACCACAGAGACUUCGCUACUUUCGCCAAGGAGAUCGUUGAGCGAAAUCAUUAG
Molecule: messenger RNA, 1053 nt
Organism: Orbilia oligospora ATCC 24927
Lineage: Eukaryota; Fungi; Ascomycota; Orbiliomycetes; Orbiliales; Orbiliaceae
Exons: 3
Coding region: 1-1053 (350 amino acids)
Source: RefSeq, a predicted model, not a curated record